ACAGAGCCCCGGACAGGAUGGGGAAGGAGAAGACUCACAUCAACAUCGUGGUCAUUGGCCACGUGGACUCGGGCAAGUCGACCACCACGGGCCACCUCAUCUACAAAUGUGGGGGCAUCGACAAGAGGACUAUCGAGAAAUUUGAGAAGGAGGCAGCUGAGAUGGGCAAGGGCUCCUUCAAGUACGCCUGGGUGCUGGACAAGCUGAAGGCGGAGCGGGAGCGAGGCAUCACCAUCGACAUCUCCCUGUGGAAGUUCGAGACCACCAAAUACUACAUCACCAUCAUUGACGCGCCCGGCCACCGUGACUUCAUCAAGAAUAUGAUCACUGGCACCUCCCAGGCGGACUGCGCGGUGCUCAUUGUAGCGGCGGGCGUGGGCGAGUUCGAGGCGGGCAUCUCCAAGAAUGGGCAGACGCGAGAGCACGCGCUGCUGGCCUACACACUGGGCGUGAAGCAGCUCAUCGUGGGUGUAAACAAAAUGGACUCCACGGAGCCGGCCUAUAGUGAGAAACGCUACGACGAGAUCGUGAAGGAGGUCAGCGCCUACAUCAAAAAGAUCGGCUACAACCCGGCCACCGUGCCCUUUGUGCCCAUCUCGGGCUGGCACGGUGACAACAUGCUCGAGCCCUCCCCCAACAUGCCAUGGUUCAAGGGAUGGAAGGUGGAGCGGAAAGAGGGGAAUGCCAGCGGGGUGUCCCUGCUUGAGGCCCUGGACACUAUCUUGCCCCCAACACGCCCCACGGACAAGCCGCUGCGCCUGCCACUGCAGGACGUGUACAAGAUCGGCGGCAUCGGCACCGUGCCCGUGGGCCGCGUGGAGACGGGCAUCCUGAGGCCGGGCAUGGUAGUGACCUUCGCCCCGGUGAAUAUCACCACGGAGGUGAAGUCGGUGGAGAUGCACCAUGAGGCGCUGAGCGAGGCGCUGCCGGGAGACAACGUGGGCUUCAACGUGAAGAACGUGUCGGUCAAGGACAUCCGCCGUGGCAACGUGUGUGGGGACAGCAAGUCUGACCCCCCGCAGGAAGCUGCCCAGUUCACCUCCCAGGUCAUCAUCCUGAACCACCCGGGGCAGAUCAGCGCCGGCUACUCGCCGGUCAUCGACUGCCACACGGCCCACAUCGCCUGCAAGUUCGCCGAGCUCAAGGAGAAGAUUGACCGGCGUUCUGGCAAGAAGCUGGAGGACAACCCCAAGUCCCUCAAGUCUGGCGACGCAGCCAUCGUGGAGAUGGUCCCCGGGAAGCCCAUGUGUGUGGAGAGCUUCUCCCAGUACCCGCCCCUCGGCCGCUUCGCGGUGCGCGACAUGCGGCAGACGGUGGCCGUGGGCGUCAUCAAGAACGUGGAGAAGAAGAGCGGCGGCGCCGGCAAGGUCACCAAGUCGGCGCAGAAGGCGCAGAAGGCGGGCAAGUGA
Ochotona curzoniae (black-lipped pika) is the source of this 1409-nucleotide messenger RNA. RefSeq names its product eukaryotic translation elongation factor 1 alpha 2 (gene EEF1A2). Gene Ontology annotation, molecular function: translation elongation factor activity; GTPase activity; GTP binding. Gene Ontology annotation, biological process: translational elongation; translation. The record is from RefSeq and is a predicted model, not a curated record. NCBI's taxonomy places the organism in Eukaryota, Metazoa, Chordata, Mammalia, Lagomorpha, Ochotonidae. The coding region runs from base 18 to 1409 and encodes 463 amino acids. The transcript is spliced from 7 exons.